Molecule: messenger RNA, 2408 nt
Organism: Tricharina praecox
Lineage: Eukaryota; Fungi; Ascomycota; Pezizomycetes; Pezizales; Pyronemataceae
Product: glycerol:H+ symporter
Exons: 5
Coding region: 309-2195 (628 amino acids)
Biological process (GO): GPI anchor biosynthetic process
Cellular component (GO): endoplasmic reticulum
Source: RefSeq, a predicted model, not a curated record
ACAACCACCUCGGCUUGUCUUGAGUAGACAGAUGUGGCCAUCUCCAUCUCCUCGAUACUCCGACCUAAGUUCUCUUUAACAAUCCUCACGACCGUUGCUAUCUCCGCUGCGGAAAAAACACGUCCGACCACAUCCUUGAUCUAAUCUCCUUUCUUCUGGAGAUCCGGGGUUGCGCACUGCGAUAAACUAGACUCAACCUCCUCGGUUCGUUCUCCUCCACCGACAACCGGCCGGAGCAACCGCACACACUCCCUUGGUCGACCCACCGACUCCUGUUCUGUCCUUUACAUCCCCCAUCCUGAGAAGUGAUGGGGCCAAUAUCACUGUUACGAUCGGUGUUCUCCCUGGACGUGUUGGACUACCGCAUCACCGCCGAACUGCGCUCGUCAUCACCCCCGAAGAACCGCCGAUUGCCGUCCAUAUCUGGCCCUUCCCAUUCGGGGUCAUCCGCACCAGUCACAACACCGCAAAGCCCGCAGGGCUGGAAGAAAGAUGAUACGGAGCCGUCGAAAUGGAAGUCGCCCGAGUUCUUCGCCUACUACUUCGUGUUUGCGACGUUGGUGCCGAUGAUGUUCAAGAAAGCGCACGAUGUGAGCAAAGAAUCGCAUCCGAAUUUCUCCAAAUACAAACACCUGCUGUCGCCGGGCUGGAUUCCCGGCAGGAUGGUCGACAACUCGGACCAGCAGUAUGCCAGCUUUCGUAACAAUAUACCUGUCUUGUUCUCCUUGCUAGCGCUACACUUUGUGCUCCGUCGCAUCUUCAAUUUCGUGUAUAGUAGGGCUUUCCCGGCACCGCCGCAGAACUCCUCCUACCGUCCGAACCACAACUUGACGCGCCGGAAGUUGUUCGAUAUCCUCUUCGCGCUGAUCUUUCUCACGGGGUUGCACUCGCUCAGCGUCAUCAAGAUCCUGGUCAUCCUGCUGCUGAAUUUUUCUAUCUCGUACUUUCAUCCGUCGUCGAGACUGGUUCCGCUCUUUACGUGGGUCUUCAACAUCGGCGUCUUGUUCGCGAAUGAGUACUUCAAGGGUUACAGAUUCCGCGAGAUCCUACCCUUCUUGAUUGCCGGAGAAGGCGAGGGGGUGGGUUAUUGGAUGGACCAUUUCAUGGGCGGCGGGAUUCUGAGCCGGUGGGAAGUGUCAUUCAACAUCACAGUAUUGCGGUUGAUCUCCUAUAACAUGGACCACUACUGGGCGGCGGUACGACGAGAUGAGGGCGCCGAAAGGGAGGCGGGAAGUGUUAUCGAGAAAAAGCAUGCGGAUCCUGCCCACGUGGAUGAGCGUGAUCGCAUCGAGACUCCUGCCAGGCCAGAGGAUUACAGCUUGUUGAACUACCUCGCGUACAUCCUCUAUACGCCGCUGUAUCUCGCUGGCCCAAUCUUGACGUUCAACGACUUUAUCCACCAGCAAAAAUACUCGACUCCGACGCUUACCGUCCGGCGCAGCCUCCUCUACGCCGUGCGCCUCGCCUUCGCCAUCCUCAGUAUGGAAGUGGUCCUUCACUACCUCUACGUCGUCGCGAUCUCCAAGACUGCAUCCCGCGGCAGCUGGGCAAACGACACCCCGGCGCAGCUCGCCAUGAUCGGCUACUUUAACCUGCACAUAAUCUGGCUCAAGCUCCUAAUCCCGUGGCGGUUCUUCCGGCUGUGGGCACUCGUCGACGGCGUAGACCCACCCGAGAACAUGCUCCGUUGCAUGAGCAACAACUUCUCGGCGCUCGCCUUCUGGCGCGCCUGGCACCGCUCCUUCAACCGCUGGAUCGUCCGUUACAUCUACAUCCCCAUCGGCGGUGCCCAAAGACCAAUCAUCAACAUGGUUGCGGUUUUCACAUUUGUCGCGUUUUGGCAUGACCUAAGCUUCAAGCUCCUCGCGUGGGGAUGGUUGGUCGUGCUCUUUGUCGUUCCCGAGAUCCUAGCGCGCAAGGUUUUCAGUCCGAAGAAAUUCGUGGGCCGAGAGGUCCUGUACCGAAAUCUGUGCGCGCUCGGAGGUGUGGCCAACAUUCUCAUGAUGAUGUCCGCCAACUUGGUGGGGUUUGCGAUUGGCGUUGAUGGGCUGAAAGAUAUGAUGAAAGAUAUGUUCUCGAGUUUCCACGGCUUCGGCUUCCUCCUCCUCGCGCUCGUGGCGAUCUACGUGGCUGUGCAUAUCAUGUUUGAGCUCCGUGAGGCGGAGAAGAGGAAAGGUGUGGUGCUGAAGUGUUAAUCGGUCAUUGUUUUCUGUAUACCUACUAUCUUUUUGUAUACCAACUAUACCUACUAUCUUUUCUGUACAUGGUUUAGGAAUGAGGGUUAUGAGGGAUGAUAGAUUCUACUUGCGCGGUUUACGGUGUUUCUUGUUGGAUAUCCAUUGGUACGGUUGUGGGGUUAAUGGUGAUGGGAUGAGCGUAAAAUAGUAAUGAAAUCUCGGGGAUUGGCA